Messenger RNA from Schistocerca serialis cubense, 633 nucleotides. RefSeq lists its product as uncharacterized. NCBI's taxonomy places the organism in Eukaryota, Metazoa, Arthropoda, Insecta, Orthoptera, Acrididae. Bases 1 to 633 code for a protein of 210 amino acids. The record is from RefSeq and is a predicted model, not a curated record. The transcript has 6 exons.
AUGGAUGAUAAAAAGCAGACUUCGGCUGUCGGAAAUCUGCCAGUGAGUAGCACUUUGCAUGAUGGUCCGGGCAGUGGGUUUCCAGUAAUGGGUGCUGCUCAACAAUGGGAUGAGACACCGAGUGUGAACGAAGGGAACGAACCAACCUAUGCUCAACGAGAUCGUCCUACUUUGAUAUUUCCUCGCAUCACUGGACUAGAGAAUGGUGGUGAGUCAUCAGAUGAACUGAGCAUGUCAAAUGAUCCAUUUGAAAAGAAAGAAUGGCAAACUGUGGGGAAUAUUGUGAACCCGAACAAACCUGUUGGUACACCUGUCGUUAUUGACAACAUUCGUACCAGGUCCUCAGAAGCACUGUUAGAUGCAGCAGAUGUAGUAACACAGCGAAAGUGGGAAAGAAGACCAGCAUAUCGCGGAAAACUGAUGCCCGCUGUUAUGGAACCGUGGGCUGCACCAGAGAACGCUAUAUCAAAGGAUGAUAGAGUGUCAACAGUGUUGUCAGCUUACACAAAAUCUGUACCUCUUCAACGCCGCCGUGAAGAAGACCCGAGUAAAAAAGAUGCAGAUGCCAUGUCUGUUUCUAUAUCAGAGAGUGAUACUGGAGACAUAGAGAUGCAGGCCGCUACAGUGACAUGA